CUCCUUACCACCACCCAAUAGUCGACAUAUCCCCGCGAGGUGCAAGUCGCUGGAGAAAGAUGUCACUCAACCCCAAGCAGGCGCACUACGAGCAGCAGCUGGUCGCUGCUCUGUGUCGGGGCGCAUGGGCGGACCUCGAGCCCGGCAAGUCGCCCAAGGCGGUCUGGCUCACGUGGAACGAGCUGUUGAGGAAAUACAAAAAACAUAAUCCGGAUUCGACGUUGGCUACGGUUGCGGUGCAGACUCAGGCUCUGUCACUCCUCAUCGCUCGGCAUCACCCUGAUCCCCCGGCUGAACUGUUGGAGAAUAUCCCUACUUCCAUCGGACGCAAACAGCUUGAUAUGGACGGUGACUUGGAAGGUAUCACUGGCAGCCUUGACGUGGGUAGGGAGUGUAAGCUCGACCCUUCGAGCAAGCAGGAAACAGACGGGAACGUAGAAGAACUCCGUGGUUCAGCUGAAAAGUCCCAAGGAACCGAGUCAGUCAAGAUGGUCGAGGUUUUUUAUGCCUAUGCACGAGGGGAAUUUGACCGCUGCCUAGAGCUCAUAGGCAUGAUCAACCUUGAUAACCCUGUUCCGCCGGAACGCAGUCAGACGCGCACUUCGGGCGGAAGCAGGAGCCACCAUGGUGUCAAGCUGACACUGACGGAGCGUAUAGAGUCCAUCACUCAUGUAAGCAGCGCGGGCAACCUUUCCCCCCCCGGAUCUAUACUUGCUCGCCGAGCACUUGUAGACCCGAAAAGGGCUUGGUGGAUCGUCGAGCGCAUACGUACAAGAUGCCUAGAAGGGAUGGCCUGCGAGGAACUGAAGAACGUUUCUACUGCGCUGAGAGCUUAUGAGGCUGGUAUCAGCCUACUGGAAGAUUUGGGUUUCAGAAAACCCGACAAUGCGGCGCAGAAGAAUGAGGCGUUCUCGCAGUACCGCGAGCUUUGGCGGUGGGCAGAGAGACUCCUCUGGCGAGCGUCUGUCGUCUCUUCACGGACAAGUUCGAUGUCCCACUCCUUGCAAAUCUUGCGCUCGUAUCAUUUGUGUAGCCAAUGGUGGGGAGCCGCCUUUCGUCCAUUCCACCGUUCUCCAGCCUACUCGCUCUUCAUCCGCGCUCUAUGCUUUUCCGCACCCCUCGACACUCAAUCCAACACAAUACGAUCCUCAGCAAAACAGUCCCUUUCUGCCUGGAUGGCGGAGGCGAAGGAGGCGCUGCUCGAGUACAGGAACAUCCUUCAGGCUACGACGGUGUUCCCCAGGGCGGGGCAAGUGAACACCAAGGUGGUCGAUUUUGCCGAUCUGUGUAUGGCGGUAUGGGAGGGAGGAGGAGAAAGCGAGGACGAGGCACCGUGGAUAAGUGAUCUCAUGUGGUGGGGCACUACGCUCACUUUCCACUCCCAUCGAAUCCUGCGUCACCUUACUCGGCUGCUCGUCUCCACCGGCGACAUCGACGAAGCGAAGCGAGUCUUCCGCCUCUACGUGCAGCUCGUGACCAAAGCCCGCGAGACCUCAGCAGGUGAUGUCUCCCUCCAGCUGAAACGGCGGCCUACCGCAGAGGAAGCCGCAGCGCCGGAGGAAAUCGCCCUAGAGGAAGGGGAGAUGGAAGAGCUCGGCGCAGGGAGCGACUCGGACGGCGAUCGGACGUUUGUCGCUGCUCUUGUCUUCGGAAUACGGAUGUUGAGCCGGUGGGCGAAGAGCGAAGAUGAUGCAAAGGAGGCGUGGAAGAUGGCCCAGCUGGGGGAGGGUAUAUUAGGAGAGUUGGGCAGCCCGCGGGAUAGGAGGUUGCAGGCUAGGCUGAAGGCAGCGGCGGGAAUAACGAGGAACGUACAGGCUGCUACUGAGAUGGAGCCCGAGACACGGCCGGCGCAUCAGGCUGCGGCCCAGGAGCUGCUUACCACCUCUCUUAAGCUAGAAGCAACCGCAGACACGCUAUACCACCUCGCCUAUCUACAAGCCGAGCUGCGCGAUAUCGACGCUGCAGUUCUUACGGCGAAGCAAGCGGUGGAAAAAGACCAUCGCGAGAUCCGGGCGUGGCAUCUGCUCAGUCUACUGCUUACCGCUCAGGGGGAUUCUAAUGGUGCUCUGGCGGUGAUCAAGCUUGGCCUGGAGGAGGUAGCCACGCAGCAGGAACUUGAAUUGAUAAAAGACGUCGCGUUGAACCCUGCCUCGCCGCAAGCAGAGGGUAUCAGCUCUCGAGACUUCGCAGGCAACGAUACAAAGAGUAGGCUUUCCCCUACUGUUACCGGGCUGCCCGAAACAGGUGAUCGUCUUGCUGUGGUGCAAUCCCCUGGACAGUCGCUCUUGGACUCAGAUUCGGUCCCGCGUGGGUAUACGAUGCUCAAGCCCUUGAUCGACCGGAAGCCUUCGAAAACGGAACGGUUCGAAUGCGCGCUCCAGCUGUUGAUUACGAGGAACACUAUUGUGGAGCUCCUGGAGGGUCCAGAUAGUGCGAACUCUAAUUGGGUGGAUAUCUUUGCGUAUUUCUCGGAACAAUGCCCUAUACCCUUGGAUCGAACGCAGUCAAGGCGCCAUUCUCUGGAUUCUGUGCCGACUCCUCUGCCAUUAGCGCUUUCUGAACCUAUCCGGACAGUAGAGACACUCUCCACCGUCCAGGAAGUAUCUGCGAUGCAAGUUCCUGAGGUGAUCACACACGAACCCUCCGAGCCACCCCCAGAACAGUCCAAUGGAAAUACGCCUCGCCCCUCAAGCGAACAAGCGAAGUUCUUACAGCCGAAACCGUUCCCUCUGAAGGUAAAUCAUCGGCAGCGUCGUGAUGGCCGGGACGAGAAACGAGUCAACCUGGAUGAACUGCGUAUGAAGUCGCAGAAGUUGCUUCAAGGCGGUCAGAAACAGCUUCAAACCCUCUCGAGGAAAAUCAUACAUCGUGAUGGGCAGGGGCACAGAAUCCCUCGGUCAAGAUCCGUUCCAGAUUUCAACAAGCCGCCACCGUCCGCGUCUGUUUACCAGGCUUCGUCUAUCCAUUCUCGAGUCCGGCGGUACCCAUCACCUGGCUCUAUGCGAGGAUCUGUGCAUGGUUCUAUGCGGGGCACGAUAUCUCCAGGAAGGCUAGAACCACCGUCGCCUUCACUCGUCCCUUCAGAACCAUCUGGGCAUCCUGGUCGGACGCAGCACGAGACGCGGAUCCUGUCAGAGUUAUGGCUGAUGUCCGCUGCGACGUUCCGCCGAAUGGGGCAGAUCGAGCAGGCGCAUGGGGCGAUCCAGGAGGCGGAGGUGAUAGAUCCUGAGAACCCGAAUGUCUGGGUUCAGCUGGGUCUCUACUUCGCGGCCGUGGAAAACACACGGCUGGCCAUCGAAUCCUUCCAUAAAGCGUUGGUCAUAGACCCUGACCAUGUUCCGGCCUCUGUUCACCUAGCCCAACAAUACCUCGGGAUCAACAGCGCUGACCUUGCCUCGGGUCUGCUCAUGGCUAUUACCCAAGGCUCGGGUUGGGACGUCGCCGAAGCCUGGUAUUUCCUGGCCAAGGCAUGCGAAAAACUGGGUAGGAGGGAAAGAGAACGGGAGUGCUUGGUAUAUGCGCUCAGGCUCGAGGAGAGCAAGCCGAUUCGACCACUGGGAACGACAGUACCGCGUUGCCUGUAGUCGAUGCAGGUUAGACAGAUACCCAAUGAUAAUUCUGAUACCGGACAAUUAUGCUACAUCUAAUGCUACAAUGCGUAUGACAGU
Dacryopinax primogenitus is the source of this 3668-nucleotide messenger RNA. RefSeq lists its product as uncharacterized. The record is from RefSeq and is a predicted model, not a curated record. The coding region runs from base 60 to 3584 and encodes 1174 amino acids. Gene Ontology annotation, molecular function: protein binding. NCBI's taxonomy places the organism in Eukaryota, Fungi, Basidiomycota, Dacrymycetes, Dacrymycetales, Dacrymycetaceae. The transcript is spliced from 8 exons.